Messenger RNA from Sorghum bicolor (sorghum), 1264 nucleotides. RefSeq names its product cytochrome b-c1 complex subunit Rieske, mitochondrial-like. The record is from RefSeq and is a predicted model, not a curated record. NCBI's taxonomy places the organism in Eukaryota, Viridiplantae, Streptophyta, Magnoliopsida, Poales, Poaceae. Gene Ontology annotation, biological process: mitochondrial electron transport, ubiquinol to cytochrome c. The transcript is spliced from 2 exons. Bases 173 to 991 code for a protein of 272 amino acids. Gene Ontology annotation, cellular component: membrane. Gene Ontology annotation, molecular function: 2 iron, 2 sulfur cluster binding; quinol-cytochrome-c reductase activity.
UUCCUUCCUCGUGAGCAGCACGCACGCUGCCCCUGCCUCCGCGUCGGCGUCUCCUCCCUGCCUGAGGCCCCGAAUCCAUCUCCCCCACCAAACCGGAGCAUUCCAUCCUCGGAGGCCGGACCCGGCGAGAAGCGAGCGACUGCAGCCAGCUCACGUCCCCUCUCGAUCCACCAUGCUCAGGGUCGCGGGCAGGCGCCUCUCGUCCGCUCUCUCCUGGCGCCCCGCCACCGCCGCCGCCGGCACCCGGGGCCCUCUCGCCGGCACGCUACCCGGCCGCGACGACGACGACACGCGCGACCGCAGGGCGCGUUUCGCCAUCGACUCUCCCUUCUUCGCCGCCGCCAGAGGGUUUUCAGCGGAAACUCUUGUUCCAAGGAACCAGGAUGUGGGCUUAGCUGAGCUCCCACCAACUGUGGCCGCUGUGAAGAAUCCUAGUGGAAAAAUCGUGUAUGAUGAGUCUAACCAUGAGCGCUACCCGCCUGGGGACCCCAGCAAGCGUGCAUUUGCCUACUUUGUGCUGAGUGGUGGGAGGUUCAUUUACGCAUCUUUGCUGCGACUUCUCAUCUUGAAAUUCGUCCUGAGCAUGUCAGCAAGUAAGGAUGUUCUCGCACUUGCCUCACUUGAAGUUGACCUCUCAAGCAUUGAGCCUGGCACCACGGUAACUGUGAAGUGGCGUGGCAAGCCAGUCUUCAUCAGGCGGAGGACAGAUGAUGAUAUCAAGUUGGCCAACAGUGUUGAUGUUGCGUCCCUCCGCCACCCAGAGCAGGAUGCAGAGCGUGUCAAGAACCCUGAAUGGCUGGUCGUCAUUGGGGUCUGCACUCACCUGGGCUGCAUCCCGCUCCCCAAUGCAGGAGACUUUGGCGGCUGGUUCUGCCCGUGCCACGGCUCACACUAUGACAUCUCUGGUAGGAUCCGCAAGGGCCCGGCACCCUUCAAUCUGGAAGUGCCGACAUACAGCUUCUUGGAAGAUAACAAGCUUCUCAUCGGCUGAGAUUUCUGUUAGUGCUGCCUAUGGCCCUGUCGUUUUGUGUUUGAUCGACAAUUUUACCUUUUCUCUUGCCUGGUUUAGGGUAUACCUUUGGUGGACUGUUAUCUGAGUGCAGUGUUGUUGCUAGCACCUGACAGUAAUGAAUAACCUGCUGCUACUUAAAGGAUACUGUUAAUUGUUGUCAAGUUUGUUCUAUUUUUUUCUGAUCUCAAGAGGGUUGUUUAUGUAACACAUUUAGCUGGUACAGUCCAAUUUUUUUAUCUCGUCUGUCAGUAA